Molecule: messenger RNA, 2288 nt
Organism: Cygnus atratus (black swan)
Lineage: Eukaryota; Metazoa; Chordata; Aves; Anseriformes; Anatidae
Gene: SGCG
Product: sarcoglycan gamma
Exons: 9
Coding region: 237-1112 (291 amino acids)
Biological process (GO): cardiac muscle tissue development; heart contraction
Cellular component (GO): sarcoglycan complex; sarcolemma
Source: RefSeq, a predicted model, not a curated record
UCCUCCCCUCCCCGCCGCACCGACGAGGCUGCGGGGCCGGAGGGGAAGGCGGUGCUGCCUGCGGGGAGGAAGCCGGAUGAAGCCCCUUGGGCAUGCAGAGAGCCGCGGGGACCCUGCCCUGGAGCCCAGCGGCGGCAUCAGGAAGACAGCUGCCUUCAGAUGAUACAGAAUUCACUGACAGUUGCUCUUGCUCCAAUCGUGCUUCAUGAGAACUUCAGAAGAUACUAACUGAGCAGAUGGUACGUGAACAAUACACUACAACAACACCAGGCACUAGCCUAGAGAGGCCAAAGAAUGAAUAUGUCUACAAAAUUGGAAUUUAUGGCUGGAGAAAGCGUUGCCUCUACCUGUUUGUUCUUCUACUGCUAAUCAUCCUAGUUGUGAAUUUUUCUUUGACAAUUUGGAUUCUUAAAGUGAUGUGGUUUUCUCCAACUGGAAUGGGACAUCUACGUGUUACAAAAGAAGGCCUUCGUCUGGAAGGGGAAUCAGAAUUCUUAUUCCCUCUUUAUGCCAAAGAAAUACAUUCUAGAGUGGACUCGUCACUGCUUCUCCAGUCUACUCACAAUGUGACUGUGAAUGCUCGCAAUUCAAAUGGAGAAGUUACAGGCAGAUUAAACGUGGGUCCUAAAAUGGUAGAAUUCCAUGGACAGCAAUUUCAGAUCAACUCAAAGGAUGGCAAGCCACUUUUUACAGUGGAUGAAAAUGAGGUUGUAAUUGGCACAGAUAAACUUCGAGUCACAGGUCCUGAAGGAGCACUUUUUGAACACUCUGUAGAAACACCGCUUGUGAAGGCAGAGGCUUUUAAACAGCUUAGGCUGGAGUCACCAACGCGAUCUUUGAGCAUGGAUGCGCCAAGAGGCAUUAAUAUCAAAGCGCAAGCAGGGAAUAUUGAAGCUCUUUCCCAGAUGGAUAUCAAACUACACAGCAGCGAUGGUGUGCUUUUGCUCGAUGCAGAAACCGUGCGACUGCCUAAGCUGCCUGAGGGUACAAGAGGUGGAUCUGGUAUUUCUCAGGGGCUGUAUGAAAUCUGUGUUUGCCCGGAUGGCAAGCUUUAUUUGUCAGUGGCCGGCGUGGGCUCCACGUGCCAAGAAUACAGCCGUGUCUGCCAAUGAAGCACUAGAAAAGGCGGCACGCCCUCGCUAUUCUCAGUUUUGUAGUAUUGCUAAUGAGUAUUUACUGAAAGUGGAAUUUUCAGAAUUUUAAAAACAAAGUACUUCUGUUUGUGAAACAAAUCUGUAUCUACAACUCUGGACUACAGGGUGAAAGGGGAAGAAGAGCACAAAUGACAUUUCAACUUCAGAAGAAUGACUUGAGUCAGACGAUACGUUCUGGCAGUGAGACUUUGAAAACAGCCUGACAGAGAGCAUAAGGAAAAAUAAAAGGAGUAUGUGUUCUUGCUGAACUAUUAUUCUGGCAGAUGAUUAUGUCAUUACUAAUAUUCUGAACUCCGUGGUUUUUUUCUCUCACUACAUGUAAAUACUUACUGCAUUAGUGGGUGAAAUUAAAUUGAGGGAACUACUUGAAUUAUUUGAUAAGACAAAUUGAUAAGACAUUGUUUGGGGAAUUAAGACAGUGCCAGCAAAUGGUCUAUGCAAUUUUGUUCUUGCAAUAACACAAAAUAGGAAAGAUGUGCUAUUUGUAGAAGUCCCGUGUAAAAGGUGUUAACUUGCUAAUAGCUUUCUAUUUUAAUUUUGCAACAUACAUGCUGAUUUGCAUAUUACUGAGAUUCACAUAAAAAUAACAAAUACAAAAAGUUACAGGAGUUAUUUAUACCUUCUGUGUCUUCAAUGCUGUACACUAAAGAGAAGAGAAAUAUGUUUGUAUAUUUUAUAAUAGCAAUAGUUUGUUGUACUGCCUGUACCAUCACACUCAUUUUAACCCCUUUUUGAUUUUAGGACACACUAAUCCAACAAGGCAAUUUACUCUGCCAGCUCGACUAGUAAAAACAAAAUAAUCCUUAAUGUGGCUCCAGAUUGUCUGCUACAAGGAACUGUUUGGGCGGUGAGGAAAAAAAAAAAUACUUUUUUGCAGCCUACAGGAUUCAAUUAUGAGGACUAUUUCAUUUCCAUCUGCAGCUGUUGACUGAUACCUCUGAUCCUAUAAGAGUGGGACUCCAUCACAAAUGGAGGGAGUAAAAUCACUCUUUAUUAUUUUUUAUGUUAGGAAUCAGGAUACAAAGUAAAUGCUCACCAGAGCUGACAAACCAUUUACUGACCUUGUAGAGAAACACAACUGCAGACCCAUUCCCCUGUACAGUGUUGCACUGAACACAAAUAAAUUGUUUGCAC